Cladophialophora carrionii CBS 160.54 is the source of this 120-nucleotide messenger RNA. RefSeq lists its product as uncharacterized. Lineage: Eukaryota; Fungi; Ascomycota; Eurotiomycetes; Chaetothyriales; Herpotrichiellaceae. The transcript has a single exon. Bases 1 to 120 code for a protein of 39 amino acids. The record is from RefSeq and is a predicted model, not a curated record.
AUGAAGCACUUUCACAAAAGCUCGACGGUAACCUCGCGGAGACAGGCAAGCCGGUCGACCGUCUACACGGUCUCCCUGUUGGGAACAAGGACAUCUUUCACAGCAAAGACAAGAACUUGA